Messenger RNA from Chelonia mydas (Green sea turtle), 3446 nucleotides. It is a transcript of the gene SUPT3H, whose product is annotated as SPT3 homolog, SAGA and STAGA complex component. NCBI's taxonomy places the organism in Eukaryota, Metazoa, Chordata, Testudines, Cheloniidae. The transcript has 15 exons. Gene Ontology annotation, molecular function: transcription coactivator activity; protein heterodimerization activity. The record is from RefSeq and is a predicted model, not a curated record. Bases 577 to 1719 code for a protein of 380 amino acids. Gene Ontology annotation, biological process: transcription by RNA polymerase II.
UGCUCCACCCCCCGCUCCUCGCGCGGGGCUCCAACCGCCGCCGGUCGCCCAAGGAGAAGGGGCGCGAGCCGCCACACAGAAAAUGGAGGCGCCGGGGCGCCGCAGCAGAUGUGUGGCGGAACCGGCCCCUCCCCCGGCGGGCGGCGCCAUUUUCCCCCUGCUCGGUUAGUCCCCUAGAGCCGAGCGGCUGCCGAGAGGCCUCGGUUCCUCUCUCCGUGUCUGGUGGAAGGGGAAAGAGGACGGCGCAGCUCCCCUCUCCCCCGUGUCUAACCACCCCCCUCCCCCGUCUCUGGACACCAGCCCACUGGGGUUAAUUGGCCACCACCAGGCCAGGCUGCGCCUUCCUUCCUUGCACGCCUCUGCGUCCAGCCCCGUGUGUCUGAGCCUUUGAAACAAGUUGCUGAUGUUCAGUUACACCGAAAGUGUGCCAGGUUUGAGACUAAUGGUAACUGCUGACCAAGGCCCUGGUCCUCAGAACACUUGAAAUAGUAUGUGUGCCUACUCAUAUGACUAAAGUCAGACUUCAGUGCAACUAAAUAUAUACUGGAUCAUACAUAAAGCUGAAAAUAGUGCAAAAUGAGCAAUAUUGCAGCUAGCCCGAUGUCAAAUGUUACCUCUUCAAGCAGCGGAAGAGGGACAGGGAAAUCAACAAGCUUUACUCCUGAACUGCAAAGUAUGAUGUUUUCCUUAGGGGAUGUCCGGAGGCCCCUUCAUGAAACAGCAGUAUUAGUGGAAGAUAUCAUUCAUACGCAGCUGAUUAAUUUGUUGCAGCAAGCAGCUGAAGUUUCUCAGAUGAGAGGAGCUCGAGUCAUCUCUGCUGAAGAUCUUCUGUUUUUGAUGCGCAAAGAUAAGAAAAAGCUCAGAAGGCUGCUCAAAUAUAUGUUCUUCCGAGACUACAAAUCUAAAAUUGUCAAAGGCAUUGAAGAAGAUGAUCUCCUUGAAGACAAAUUCAACAGUAGCAGUGUCAACAAACGUCAGAAGCUGGCUCAAGACUUUCUCAACUCUAUUGAUCAGACUGGGGAGCUCUUGGCUAUGUUUGAAGAUGAUGAGAUUGAUGAUGUUAAACAAGAGCGGAUGGAGAGAGCAGAAAGACAAACACGAAUGAUGGACUCAGCCCAGUAUGCAGAAUUUUGUGAAAGUCGUCAGUUAAGUUUUUCCAAGAAAGCUUCCAAGUUUCGUGAUUGGCUGGACUGCAGCAGUAUGGAAAUAAAACCAAAUGCAGUUGCCAUGGAGAUUUUGGCAUAUUUAGCAUAUGAGACUGUGGCACAGUUGGUGGACUUGGCUCUUUUGGUCAAACAGGAUAUGGCUCCCAAAGCAGGUGAUCCAUUCAGUCAUGCAAUAUCUGCUACUUUUAUACAGUAUCACAAUUCUGCUGAGCCACAUCUCUUAGGCCAGACCACAAAUAUGAAGAGCAGUCUUGACUCCCCGGAAAACACACCACCUCCUACACCCACUCCCCCAGGAGCAGCAGGACCACAACACCUUGGGAAAACACUGUCUGGAGCCCUGGGGAAUGGAGGCAUUGGACAAGACUCCACCAAAGUCAAACAGAGAAAAAGAAAAAAGAGCACUGCAGCUUGUGGUAUAGAGGCUCAAAGUGAUGCCAUCCAGCCCUGCCACAUCAGAGAGGCCAUUCGGCGCUACGGCCACAAGAUUGGCCCCCUUUCCCCAUUCACAAGUGCCUACUGCAGAAAUGGGAUGACUUUUCUAGCCUGCUAAUAUGGAUGUGGCUGCAGUGACAGGAAAGACAGUGUUAUAUUAAGGUGAUUUUCUUUUCCCCUCCAUGGAAGAAAAAAAAUACAAGCUCUAAUGUGUCUGUGUACCAGUGAGUGGGCUGGUUUGUUGUGACUAUCUACUGGCUGACUCCGUCUCUUUUUCCAGCCCCCUCAAUCGUUAUUCUUGUUUACUAGCUGGAAUGUUAAGCUAAUUAAUGGCAGGAUGUUUGGGAUAGUGUGUAGGUGGACAAGAAUGCAGAUCACACAAUUUUGAAAUUUGCAGUGGGCUUACUGCUGUCAGCCCCCAUAUCUAAAGUGCAGUGUCAUUUUUUAUUUUUGUCUGUAUGUUUUAAUAGAUGUGUUGUUUUGUAAAGCAGGUUUGAGGCAAAAAGAGGCCAAGGAUUUGGAUGAUUAUUUAUGCUUUCCUUGUUUUUUCAAAAGUAAAACUGCAUUGUUUUGCAUUUAAUUCCUCUCAAAUCAAUUUCUUAGAAAAUGCUAACAGAAUAAUACCCUGUCUAGCCAAACAAGGGAUUUUUCAGUGAGGAUGAUGCAUAGGAGGUGAGAUGAGCUAAGUUCAGAUAAGAAGGCUUUUCAGAUAGGAAAACUUCAGGUAAAUGACUUCAGGUCUUCUUGUUUCAGUUAAAUAUUAAUAUUUUUAGAGUCCCAAGGAGCAUCUAUACUGAAAUCUGUAAAUUCUUAAUAUUGAAAUCUCUUUUCUUAUCCUCUUCUCUCUCCUGAAGUCAGUGGGAGUCUUUCUAUUGACUUUAUUUGAUCAUUUAAUCUGGCCUUUUGGCCCCAGUUCACAAGGUACUUAAAUGUGUGUAACUUUAAGCAUAUUGUUCUGUUGACUUCAAUGGGACUACUCAAGUACUUAAAGGUACAGCCCUGCUUAAGUGCUCUGCUGUGUGGACCGGAUCCUGUUGAUGUUAAUGGGAGAAAAUCCAGGCCCUUAUUUAUUUUUAAUUUCUGUUGCUCCGCUUUGUUUUUUUCUUUUUGUUUGUUUUGGGGUUUUGUUUUGUUUCUCCAAACUCUGGCUCUCCCUUUCCCCCUUUUCCCUUCUCUGUGCUUCCAGUCUUUGAUAUCCUCACAAGCCCAUUCAUUUUUUCCCAUGGAAAUUAUACACAUCUAGAAGUAACCAAGGUCAACGCUUGAGGAGACCAAAAGGCUUAGGCCGAGAUUCUGCGUCAGAAUCUGUUGCUGUGCCCCUAUGGCAUCCCAUUGGAACAGAAGUCAGUGCUAGUGUAUCCCAAAGCAGAGUCAGGGCCUUAAAGACUAAAGUAAACCUUUAAGAAAGAUAGAUCGCUCAGGAGACCUAGGAGAUCAACUGUCUGCAUUACUUCUAUAUAGUGUAAGCAGUCUCCUCCUUUGUGCUUAGUAUGUGAGGUUUCAGCUCCUGCCACUCUUCUGAUACAGUCUUAUACUUUAUAAAUGUUUUCAUUGGGCAGUACCUGGACCCACUCGUGAAAAAAAAUUAAACUAAAAACAUAUGUCUCUUCCUUGUGAUCAAAAAAUUGUGAAGCAUUGUAAAUGUAAUCACAGUGCAUCCAAUAUUCCUGCUAUCCAUAAACUGCCUCCUUUUUUACCUGCUGCAUGCCAGUCCUUCUGGAAUUAAUCUGAAUGUAAAGGACUAAAAAUAAUGUGUACAAUACAGUAUAUUAAAAAAGAAAAAAGUUUUCUGAUGUUCCAUCUGUGCUUGUUGAAAUGUAUGAUUAAACUUUUCUUUUUAUCAUC